This is a messenger RNA of Cladocopium goreaui, 2118 nucleotides long. Lineage: Eukaryota; Dinophyceae; Suessiales; Symbiodiniaceae. The record is from the annotation of a GenBank genome assembly.
GAGUUGCAGUUGCGACUCAAAGAGGUCUACAAGCAAGAUAUUGGGGACCGCUCCAGGUCCAGAGUACUAUCGCCAUCAACUACUUUGAGGCUGAAACCUCUGAGGAAAUCAGUGAAAGAUGAGAUUGAGAACGAUGUUCCCAAGGUGACGCAAGCCGCCUCGAUGCAGUUCGAUGUGGAUGACGAGGAACCUGUCGUGACCAAAGUGUCUUCGAAUAAAGCAAUGUGGUCCAUGGCAAAGUCAGCACGAAAGACAACCACGCAGUUUGAGGAAACUCUCCUCAGCAGAAGUGACUUUAGAUUUCAAAUUGGUGCAGAAUUGAAUAUCUCAGACCAGACCCUGUAUGACCUGGAGAAAAAUCGACUGACGGUGUCAUCUCCAGCGCCAUCUGCACGAACAAACUCAGUACAGAGUCGCACCACUAGAGCUUCCUCCACAGGUUUGGCAUCUGCUGGAUGUGCCAUGCACCCGGAAUCACGGAAGCGUAUCGUUUGGGAUUGCUUGGCCAUGGUGGCACUGUGUAUCGAGGUGCUAACUGCCCCGUUACAAGUCUACAAUGUCGACGGGGUUUUCAGAGAAGUGGCGGAUGUGAUGCACUGGACCACAACGGGGUACUGGCUCUUGGACGUGCCAAUGUCCUUCCUGACAGCAGUCUACAUCCAUGACAUUCUCCACUCGCGUUUGAUCGAUGUUGCAAAGGUUUAUAUCAAGUUUUGGUUUUGGUUCGACAUGUUGAUGUUAGCUCCCGAAAUUCUAUUCUUUGUGAAUCUCUUUAUGAGCGACAGCGAUGACGGUGAAUCGGAUCCAGCAGCCUCAGGGGUCUUGCGCGCCUUGCGAGCGAGGCGCCUGGUGCGGCUCAUCCGCUUUGCACGCGUGAUGAGAUUUCGCAAGGUCAUGACGCUACUGAAGAAGUUCAGCUUCUACAAAUUCUUCAGGAUGUUCUUGCAGGGCUGGGUGUCAUCCGCUUUGAUAUCCAUAUUUACUUUGCUGAUGGGCGUCAUGGUAUCAGUUCACUUCCUUGCAGCUUUGUGGUUUGUCGCUGGAGAUGUGGAUGGUGGAUGGGCCAGAGAGGAAGGUUUAACACAGACUUCCUUUGCUCAGCAAUAUAUGCGAAGCGUUGAGUGGGCUGUGUCCAGGCUCCCUGCUUCAUCAUUGAGAGCCAAUGUGGAGCUAAAGACUGCCUUUGAACGAUACCUGGCCAUCAUUGCAACCUUUGUAGCGCUCUGCGUCUCCUCUCUCUUCGUGUCAGUUUUGACCAACAUCAUGGCAGAUGUAGCGAGGAGGACCCGCAAGAUGACGCAGAUGCUGGAUUCCGUCAGAAAGUAUUGCGGCACCUGCGGUGUGUCAAUGAAACAUGCGAUGAAGAUCAGAAAACUGGUGGAGCGUGAACAUUUUCGAGCAACCAUACAGGACCAUAUGCAGUUUCUUCUGUCUUUACCGGAAGGCUUGGUCCGCGAACUGUUCCACGAGGCACGAAGUUUGACCUUGGCCACCACCCCUUCUUCAUGGAGAUCGGCAAUGAAUGAUUCUGUUUUCCUUCGGCAGCAAAAGGCCGAGGGGAUAUACAUCUUGGCAUCUGGCGCUGGUUUGUAUACAACGCAGGAUGCAAGCUCACAGCCCGCACAUGGAAGUAGACGUAGGCAUUCGCUCAGCAAUCUUAUGAUGUCCAUUCUCGGAAAUGGACCAAGCCGAAAUUCUGAGCGCAUUGACAACGAAGAUGAGAUGGAUCAGAGAUCGUCCAUGGGCUCCGGAAAGGCCAAUGCUGUCUCUUUGGUCAACAUCUAUGCCGAAGAAUGUCUCAGUGAGCAGGCCUUGUGGAUCCGGGGCUGGAAACAUCGGGGCCUGUUCGAGGUGACCGUGGAGAGCAGGGCGGUGAAACUCUCGAGGAAGGAGUUGCGCAACGUGCUUCAGGACUUUUCGGAGAUUCUCGCGACUGCGGUGGUUUAUGCUCGCUCUUUCGUCAACGCUGUCAACCGCAUGCCUGUGCCGGAUGUCACCGACAUGCCUUUGAAUCCAGCUCUUCUGCACGACGAAGGGGAUCCAGACCGACAUUUGACAAGGAUUGCCAGUGCGACGAGAAGUGACAACAUCGCGAAGAUCCUUCCAUCUGAUGACUGA